Messenger RNA from Trichosurus vulpecula (common brushtail), 958 nucleotides. Its product is annotated as trem-like transcript 2 protein. NCBI's taxonomy places the organism in Eukaryota, Metazoa, Chordata, Mammalia, Diprotodontia, Phalangeridae. Gene Ontology annotation, molecular function: signaling receptor activity. Gene Ontology annotation, cellular component: cell surface. Bases 1 to 936 code for a protein of 311 amino acids. The transcript is spliced from 5 exons. The record is from RefSeq and is a predicted model, not a curated record.
AUGGAGACAGGGCCCUGUCUCUGGUUGCUGCUUCUCCUCUUGGUGCUGUUCUAUGUGUCAGACUCCCAGGCAGAGGAUGUGUAUACAACAGUCCGUCACCGAGAGGGGGAGACACUAUCUGUUCAGUGCUCCUACACUGUCCGUUCUGACCGAUGGGAAGGCAAGGUCUGGUGCAAAGUGAGGAGGAAGAAGUGUGACUCAAGGUUCAGUCGGGGCUCAGGAUUUAACCCCCCCUACAAGCUCCAUGAUGACUUUCAGGCCGGGAUCCUCAUUGUCACCAUGGAGAGACUUAGGCACCAGGACUCUGGGAAAUACUGGUGUAUGAGGAACAGUUCACGCACCUUAUACCCUGUGAAGGGUAUUCAGCUGGUGGUCUCACGAGCACCUUCAACUGAGAGAAACAUCCCACUUAUUACAAAGGAAGCUUCCAUCCAGGAACCAGACCACAUCUUUAGAACUGCUGUCACUGCUGGCCCAUUCCUCAACAAGGACAAGGACUUGUCCAUGGUUGUUCCUAUCACUACUUCUCUACCUGCCUCAAUGGGUAGGAUGCCAGCUGACACAACUACUCUCCCUACAAUGGCCAGAUCAGUGACCACUGUGUCUAGAGCGAUGGUGAGAUCCAUAUCAGUCACCAGACCCAUAACCACAACCGUGUCAAGGAUGACCACAAGACCCUCAGCAACCAAUGGAUCUCCUUGCAAGGUGAGAUCCACCCGUGUUGCUCCAGUGAUGUUGGUCACAGGCAAGGCCAGAUCCUCCAGUACUAUAUCCACCACCAUCAGGUCACACCCCAAAGGAUUACCUCCUAACAGUUUCCACAGCUCUGGCCUCGCUGUUCCCAUGUUGUUGGGGGGAAGUUUCAUGAUCCUGAUGUUUUCAGUUGUAUUCUGUGUGCUAUGGAAAAAGAAACGCAUGGGAAUUUAUUAUGUAUAAGAUGGUCCAGUUUUACCCUGGU